AUGACCAUCAAAUCUUUCCUACGCCGAGUUGAUCAGCGGAUCCAGACUCAGGACAGUAGGAUCCAGAAAGGUGAGGGCGCGAGGAAAUGGGGGAAUGAAGAUCUCGACCCGACGCCUGUCCAGCAAAGAACAUGGCGACAUUGGAAUUACUUCAUGUUCUUCUGGGCGGUGUCUUUCAACCCCAAUCAAUGGAACACGGGCUCAAGUCUGGUCAAUCAGGGAUUGAAAUGGUGGCAAGCCCUUCUCUCCAUCGCGGUGGGAAACCUGAUGUGUUCGAUCGUCUUGGUCAUACAAUCUCGUGGACCCGCUGUCUACCACAUUGGAUAUCCAGCCUUUGUGCGCGCCAGUGCCGGCAUGUUUGGAUCUCUGUGGUUCAUCUUCCUCCGAGGCUGCGUCGCCAUCAUCUACUUUGCGACCCAGACAUUCUACGCGGGAAAGCUGUUUGACGUGAUGCUUCGGUGUGCGUUCGGCCACAACUGGCAGGACAUUCCGAACCACCUCCCCGAAAGCGCCGGCAUCACCACUCGAGGCCUCGCCGCAUUCUUCCUCUACUGGGCCGUGCAGCUGCCCUUCAUGCUGAUCCACCCCCAACGCGCCAAGUGGCUCUACACCAUCAAGAGCGUGAUCGCCCCUCCUGUGCUGAUUGCGGUUUUCGGGUACGUGGUGGGCAAGAACGGAGGUUUGACGGGCUCGUCGGAGAUCACCAAGACCACCACGACCACGGCGCUCGGCUGGGCGUUCAUGAACGGCAUCAACUCUGUCAGCGGAAGCAUCUCGCCCGAGAUCAUGUCCAAUGCGGAUCUUGCCAGGUACGCCAAAAAGCCCUCGGACGCCGCGUGGGCCCAGGCCGCGGGUAUCUUCACCAGCAAGACGUUUGUCAUCUUCAUGGGCAUCGCGUGCUCGAGCGCCUCGCUGAACCUUUGGGGCACUGCGUACUGGAACAUGUGGGACCUCCUGGGCGCCAUCUUGGACCACAACUGGAAUGCUGGGGCGCGAACAGCCAUCUUCCUCGUCUGUCUCAUCCAGGCCCUCGCGGUCAUGGCAACCAAUCUGGCGUCAAACUGCUUGCCCGUCGGCGCUGACUUGACAGGCUUGUUCCCCAAAUACUUCAAUAUUCCGCGUGGCCAGGUCUUUUGCGCAGUCAUCAGCCUUGCUGUGGUGCCCUGGAAACUGCAGGCGUCGGCACAGACCUUCCUGACCUUUUUGGGGUCGUACGUCGUCUUCAUUGCCCCGGUCAUCUCUGUCAUGAUUGUCGACUACUGGGUCGUGCGCAAGGGCAACAUUCACGUGCCGUCUCUAUACGACGACAGCCCCGACAGCCCUUACUACUACUGGAAGGGGUUCAACCUCCGCAUGUUUGCGGCAUGGAUUGCCGGCGUCGCCAUCGUCAUCCACGGGCUUGCCGGGUCGUACAACCCCCACUUCAACCAGGCCAGCAAGGACAUGUACACGAUGGGAUUCAUCCUCGCAUCCUUGACGGGCGCCCUGGUGUAUUACAUCCUGGUCCGCAUCUGGCCGAUCAACCCGUACCCGGCGGAUCGUGCCGGCAUGCCCAUGACGAUGGAGUACCUCGGUCGGACAGACGGGUAUUUUGAAGACGACGUCAUCGAUGGAGUCGGCAGCGAGCACCGGCAGGAGGUCUUUGACGAGAUGAUGCCAUCCAAGGAGAAGGACGUUGCACACACCUUCACCACGUUGGCCUGA
Messenger RNA from Fonsecaea nubica, 1704 nucleotides. RefSeq lists its product as hypothetical. The record is from RefSeq and is a predicted model, not a curated record. Gene Ontology annotation, cellular component: plasma membrane. NCBI's taxonomy places the organism in Eukaryota, Fungi, Ascomycota, Eurotiomycetes, Chaetothyriales, Herpotrichiellaceae. Gene Ontology annotation, molecular function: nucleobase transmembrane transporter activity. Gene Ontology annotation, biological process: transmembrane transport; nucleobase transport. Bases 1 to 1704 code for a protein of 567 amino acids. The transcript has 5 exons.